CCCCAGUCCUUGUUAACACGUCAAGUCGAGGCAUUCGAUUUUGAAAUAACCCCCGCCCGACACCACACCAAAAUUCCUAGUGAGAACUGAGAGCGACGGAUCGAAGAAGAGAUUGAGAUUUGUUUAACCAAAGUACUGAAAUUAUGCCCAAGUCCACGCAGAGAUCGCCAAUGAAAGCGGCUUCCAAGCCGCUUAGCACAAAACAGCCACAGUGCAAAGUUCAAAGAGCUGGCAAGGCGAAGCCGAAAACACUGCACAAGUCCGCGAAGAAGUCCUUGAAGAGCCCGCUCAAGAAGCCCAUGCGACGAUCUCCGCUGAUGCGAGCCGCCCUGCAGCCCACAGUGCUGGGCUUGGCCAAGGCAAGGCCGGCGAAGAAGUCGCGUGUGACCUUCAAGAAGUCGCAUCGCCAGCCGGAGGACGCAAUCCCUGGCCUGCAAUCCCUAGGCAUGUCCCGCAGGACCAAGCUCAUAGACGCCAGACCGCAGAGGAACGCCGGCGGCACUUCGGUGCUGUUUCUGGGCAAGGAUUCCAGGGUCUCCAAGGUGUCCAAGGUGUCCAGGAAUAUGAAGCACCCGACGGCGGCAAGCGAAAAAAGUGCGUUACCCCGGAUGAAAAGACGGAUGGAACCCCGGUGGAUGAUGAAGGCCGAGACUAGGGCCACCGACGGUGUGAACUUCUUCUGCAAUCUCGGCGUCAGGAUGCAGCCGCUGCUGACUCAGAAGGACCAACAGGUGGGACAACGAGGUGACGCGGGCUUCAGGGGAAGACUGGCAGGUGGAGAAGGAACUAGACUGGGUGACGGCGUUCCGCAGGGAGCAGUGCGAACGGGCCAUCCUUCCGGCCUGUCAUCCCUAGUCGGCAAAGUGGCCGGCAUCGGUGCGUCCGCCAAUGAUGUGGUGGUCCCGCUGACCAGCCGACUGCCCAUCAUCGACUUCAUCUCCACCAAAGAGUUCCAAACUAUGUCUGCCGCCUCGACCCGAAAGCCGCACCCUCGGAAAAACAUCCAUUUAUAGACGACCAGCGAGUGGCGAGUGUUUAAUGAUCAGUGACGAGUGGACAUGUAUAUACUUUUCAAAAGGGGUUUGCGGCUCAGGCUGCCUUUAAUUUUCUAGUCUAAUUUAUCCGUAAAUGGAAUGGAUUUACAUUUAUUUUGCCAAAUGUUAAAAUUAUAUCAAUGGACGAGUGCACAUUGCUACCAAGAAGGCUUAAAUUGCUAAAUAUAAUUACUUUCAUAUAUGCAAA
Messenger RNA from Drosophila teissieri, 1242 nucleotides. RefSeq lists its product as uncharacterized. Lineage: Eukaryota; Metazoa; Arthropoda; Insecta; Diptera; Drosophilidae. The coding region runs from base 144 to 1013 and encodes 289 amino acids. The transcript has a single exon. The record is from RefSeq and is a predicted model, not a curated record.